AAUGGAGCUGCUUGGUGCCCGUGCCACGACGCAAAUUUCCGCAAGACUGAUGUCCACGAAGCCGCGGCCUUUGGGUUUUUGGCAAUUCAAACAAGACAUCGCUGCAGAUAUCGACCACGAGAAGUUUUUGCGGGAUUCUGUGAGCACCCACGUCGCCACUUCCCGGGAAACGGGUCCGGACCUGGUGCCAGACGGAUCCAACGAGGACACUCAUGACAAUCCGUCUGCCUUUCGCCCCCUGUCGGCCAAGAAAGAUCUUAGGCAAUUCUACUACCAAUUACAAUUAGCUACAGCCGAGCCCAACAUGGGUGCGGUAUUCUUCCCAAUGCCUUGGUCUGUGGAAGACUCUGAAAAAAGGGGCACAGCCGGACAAAUGCCGCCCUCGGCGCCGAACCCGGAAACGAUCCCAACACUUAAGCGACCUAGACGGGGCCGGAAAUGGGUCAUCAUCUUCUCCUUGGUGCAGCUCUUUGGCAGCCUCGCCAGUGUACAUGACUGUGCUCAUGUUUCAGAAUGCAUAAUGUGCAUCCUGAGCCUGGUCUUGCUGCUGGUCUCCACAGUUUAUAUGGAUGAUGUCCAUCUACAGUCCCGCCCUAGGGCCCUACUUUCGGACUCGGCCCUGGCCGACCUCUUCCUGGCCCUGUCAGGCUGGGAGCAAGCUGACUCAAAACAAGAAUUUCACGACGAG
This is a messenger RNA of Amoebophrya sp. A25, 688 nucleotides long. NCBI's taxonomy places the organism in Eukaryota, Dinophyceae, Syndiniales, Amoebophryaceae. The record is from the annotation of a GenBank genome assembly.